UCAACUGUCAUCGGUCUUUUUUCACGUCCUUCCCUAACGCCCAAAAACAAGAAUAAAGGAAACGAGUUAGAUACCGACGGUACCAAGACAACGCAAUUUACAAUGGCCCAAUCAUCAGCAGCAGCGACGCAGUUGCGGAAGGAACUGAAGCAGAUGCAGAAGGACACGGACAUUCCCGGGAUAUCAUGCGGCUUGGUGAACGACAACAACAUUUUCGAGUGGGAGGUGAUGUUGAUGAUUCCCGAUGAGGUCAAAUACUAUGGCGGAGGCAACUUCCGCGCCCACCUUCACUUCCCACCCAACUACCCGCUCAUGCCACCCACUUUUACGUUCCAGAACCCGAUCCCGUUCCACCCCAACAUCUACCCGUCGGGCGAGCUCUGCAUCAGCAUCCUGCACCCGCCCGAGGAGGACAAGUACGGGUACGAGGACGCGUCGGAGCGGUGGUCCCCCGCACGAUCGCCCGAGAAGGUUCUUUUGAGCAUCAUUAGCUUGUUCAGCGAUCCGAACCCGGAUAGCCCCGCUAAUGUCGAGGCCGCGCGCUUGCUGCGGGAGGAGAAGGAGGGGAAACACAAGGAGUUUAGGAAGAGGUGCAGGGCUUGCGUGAGGGAGAGUUUGGGAGAGGAGUGAUUGGGGUAUGCAUAGCCUGUCGGUGGGUAUGUGUGAGCUGGCUGGCUGGAGAGAUUGUUAAGAUGGGGAAGUGGGAGGAGGAGGGGCGUGAAGCGAGUUUGUUAAACGGUUUUUUUACGGAUAUCCUUAGCGAAAUGAUACUACAUACCUUGCA
Messenger RNA from Neurospora tetrasperma FGSC 2508, 784 nucleotides. Its product is annotated as ubiquitin-conjugating enzyme E2 15. The transcript is spliced from 2 exons. NCBI's taxonomy places the organism in Eukaryota, Fungi, Ascomycota, Sordariomycetes, Sordariales, Sordariaceae. The record is from RefSeq and is a predicted model, not a curated record. Gene Ontology annotation, cellular component: endoplasmic reticulum; cytosol. The coding region runs from base 103 to 630 and encodes 175 amino acids.